GACACGGUGAUGUGGACGCGCAUUGACGCGUGCCCGCGCACGUUAGGUUCCAAUAAUUAAAGUGGGGACGACUACGUGCGCGUACUCGUAUUCUUUGUGUAGCAGCAUAGAGAAGCGCCAAAAGAGUAACCAUGGCUGAUGAAAAACCAAAGGAAGCGGUGAAGACAGAAAACAAUGAACACAUAAACCUGAAAGUAGCAGGUCAAGAUGGAUCUGUAGUGCAGUUCAAGAUCAAAAGACACACGCCGCUCAUCAAACUUAUGAAGGCCUACUGUGAGAGACAGGGACUGUCGAUGAGGCAAAUCCGGUUCAGAUUUGAUGGGCAGCCAAUAAAUGAGACAGACACACCAUCACAGUUGGAAAUGGAAGACGAAGAUACAAUUGAUGUGUUUCAGCAACAGACGGGAGGCCUGAUGUAAUCAGCCACGUGCAUCCCAACUUUUCCUUCUCCCUCUGGCCUGUGACACUCAAAGGCCACUUCUUUGCAACUUGUUCUAUCGUCUCAACACAGUUCCAUGCAGAUGUCGGCACUCUGCUACACCUACCUGCUGUAUAGUAUUUUCAUUCUUACCCUCAUUACUUUGUACAUAAACUACAUCCAGCUCACUCUCUGUUCAGGUUUGUUUGAUGCUGUAUUGUUGUUCAUGUUAAGGACGUCCCUCCCCAGUGCAAAGGGCUCGUUCCAAGAUUGUGGGAAACAUGAAUGGUUGUAGGGUGAGAAUUAAUAAAACUGUUUUUACAGAUCAAAUGUUGUCGGACUAAGUUUAGUCCAGCAAAUCUGAUCCUGAAGUGUACGAUUUUGGGAUUCGGUAAACGGUAUACCCAGUGUGGGAAUGUGGAUUGUCGUUUGGUUUCUUUAGUCGGCAGAAAAGUUAUUUGAUUUUAUACAUUUUUAUAUAGUAGUGAAUGUGUAGAAUGUUUCGAUCAAUAGUUUAACUAGGCUGAGCAUCAAAUUUGGGAAGCCUGAAAGGAUGUUUCAGUUAAAUAAACAUCUGUACUGUCUGUUAUGAUGCUUGUUAAAAUAAAGAUAUGUCUUUUUCCAAACUUUCCCAGA
Messenger RNA from Sphaeramia orbicularis (orbiculate cardinalfish), 1054 nucleotides. RefSeq names its product small ubiquitin-related modifier 2. The record is from RefSeq and is a predicted model, not a curated record. NCBI's taxonomy places the organism in Eukaryota, Metazoa, Chordata, Actinopteri, Kurtiformes, Apogonidae. The transcript has 4 exons. Gene Ontology annotation, molecular function: protein binding. The coding region runs from base 132 to 419 and encodes 95 amino acids.